CAAGCAACACAAAAUUUGUAACGAAGGACGCCGAUAAAGCACAUCUAUUUUAUCUGCCAUUCGGUUCACAUAAUCUACGGAAUAGCUUGUAUGUGCCAAGAUCUCACAACACCGCCAACUUAAUAGAAUAUCUUAAUAGCUAUGUCGACUUGAUCAAAGGAAGAUAUCCUUUCUGGAAUAGAACAUGUGGUGGUGAUCAUUUUCUUGUGGCGUGCCAUGACUGGGCUCCUAAGGAAACAAGGUGGCAAAUGGCAAAUUGCAUAAGAUCCCUAUGCAAUGCUGACCUAGGAGGAGGGUUCUUGUUCGGGAAGGACAUUUCUCUCCCAGAAACGUAUAUGCAUUCAAAUCAGGACUCGGGAAAAUACUCUGGAGGAAGUCCGCCUUCGGAGAGGAGCACUCUCGCAUUUUUUGCAGGUCAAAUGCAUGGCCUCGUGCGACCAACUCUCCUGAAAUACUGGGAAAACAAAG
Cuscuta europaea is the source of this 468-nucleotide messenger RNA. NCBI's taxonomy places the organism in Eukaryota, Viridiplantae, Streptophyta, Magnoliopsida, Solanales, Convolvulaceae. The record is from the annotation of a GenBank genome assembly.